Diceros bicornis minor is the source of this 2268-nucleotide messenger RNA. It is a transcript of the gene SYPL2, whose product is annotated as synaptophysin like 2. The transcript has 6 exons. NCBI's taxonomy places the organism in Eukaryota, Metazoa, Chordata, Mammalia, Perissodactyla, Rhinocerotidae. The record is from RefSeq and is a predicted model, not a curated record. Gene Ontology annotation, cellular component: synaptic vesicle; synaptic vesicle membrane. The coding region runs from base 228 to 1028 and encodes 266 amino acids.
UGAAUUGGACUCGGGGGCUUUCUGCAGCCGGUGGGGCAGAGCGGCGGCCUCGGCGAACGCGAGCAGCAGCGCCCCCGCGACCCACCCGGCCAGCCUGGAUCCCGGGCCGCCGACGGCCGCUCGCUUCCUCGCCGCGGGUCAGCAGCCCCCGGCCCCACCGCGGUCCCUGCAGCCUCCAGGCGAGGGAGUGGAGCCCCCGCGCCGCGCCCCGGCCCCGCUGCGCCAGCAUGUCCUCGACAGAGAGCUCCAGUCGCACGGCGGACAAGUCGCCGCGCCAGCAGGUGGACCGCCUGCUCGAGGGGGUGCGCUGGGGGAGGCUAGAGGAGCCUCUGGGCUUCAUCAAAGUUCUCCAGUGGCUCUUUGCUAUUUUCGCCUUCGGGUCCUGCGGCUCCUACAGCGGGGAGACAGGAGCAACGGUUCGCUGCAACAACGAUGCCAAGGACGUGAGCUCCAUCAUCGUUGCGUUCGGCUAUCCCUUCAGGUUGAACCGGGUCCAGUAUGAGAUGCCCCUCUGCGACGAAGAAUCCACCUCUAAGACCAUGCACCUCAUGGGGGACUUCUCUGCCCCUGCUGAGUUCUUUGUGACCCUGGGCAUCUUUUCCUUCUUCUAUACCAUGGCUGCACUAGUCAUCUACCUGCGCUUCCACAAACUCUACACGGAGAACAGGCGCUUCCCGCUGGUGGACUUCUGUGUGACUGUCUCCUUCACCUUCUUCUGGCUGGUAGCUGCCGCUGCCUGGGGCAAGGGCCUGACCGACGUCAAGGGGGCCACACGGCCAUCCAGCCUGACCGCAGCCAUGUCCGUGUGCCACGGAGAGGAAGCAGUGUGCAGUGCUGGGGCCACUCCCUCCAUGGGACUAGCCAACAUCUCCGUGCUCUUCGGCUUUAUCAACUUCUUCCUGUGGGCCGGGAACUGUUGGUUUGUGUUCAAGGAGACCCCAUGGCAUGGGCAGGGCCAGGACCAGGACCAGGGCCAGGGCCCCAACCAGGAGAGCGCAGCUGAGCAGGGAGCAGUGGAGAAGCAGUAAGCAGCCCCCACAUUGGCUACUCCCGAACAGGACAGCACCUCUUCAACCACCUCCGGCUUCCAGGACAUCCCUCUUCUUCCUCCUCCAACUCCCCUCCCCCAUCAUUCUGGGCUUUGAGUUCUGAGACGUCGAUGGAUGGUCAGACAUCAGAUGUCAGAAACCUGGGCAGCCCUCCCAGUGGCCUCCUAUCCCUCCUCUUACUGGAGCCCCGGAUGGCAGGAGCUCAGUGCUUCUUGUCCCCUGCCUGGACACAGGCAUCUUACUUGGGGUCUUACUCACACCUUCACAGCCUCUGAGAACCAGCCUCUGCUGCAGUCAAGGGUUGGGGACAGGAGACCAGAGUCCUGAGACUGGUUCCUAGCAGCCACUUCUAUCAACCUGUCCAGCUUCAAUAAAAGUAGAAGGAGGGGAAAUUGGCUGGCAGCCUUCUCCCUGGUCCCUUGCAUAGAGGCCCACCAGUGGUUUAGUGACCCCUCUUCAAUGGCUGUCAUCUAGGCCCCGUGUCUGCACUGAUCUCCAGUCAGCCGAGCUCAGUAUGCUUCUCACUCUCUCCUCUGGCCUCUGUUUGACCACAGAAUCCACAAUGUGUGAACCCGGGAGGCCAACUAGCCUGGAAAACAGCCCUUCAGAGGGUCCUGAUGAGGCCUAGACUCACGGGGGGGAGCAGAUAAAUUGCAACUGAGUUGCAGCUUCAAGAAACUAAAGCCAGGAAACUUUUUGGGGAGUCAGUUUCUUCUAUUCCUUCAGUUCUCCCACCUCUCUAGACUGGGGCACUUUCCACCAACACUCUACUCAUACUUGCCCUGGAAACUCCUUACCUUUCUCCCUGUCCUCCUUCUUGGGCUUGGUCUCACACUUGGGACACGAGAUGAGGGGUCUAAGAGCAUCUCCAUUUCAGCCCUCCCCCACUCCAACCUCUCUGUCUAUCUCUCCCUUCCCCAGCCUCCUGGGUCUGAGGCAUUCAAGAUCCUUUUUGAAGUCUGUCCAGCCCUUCCUUUCAUUCCUGUGGGGCCAGACAGGGACUUUGGAAGGGCCCAAAGGACCAUCAUGAGGCUAAGCUGUCCCAGAGCCCCUGGAUAUGGACGGAUGGGCCCAUUUUUUCCUCACACUCUGCUCAUUAUUUUUUUCCCUCCCUGCUCCUUCUCUGGCCCCUCUUUCAUACUUUCCUUUCUCACCUGUAUGAAAGGACACGCCCUCUCGCUUUGCCCUCCAUUCCUCCCCUGCUUCCUCAUUUCUCCCA